Oryzias latipes (Japanese medaka) is the source of this 1059-nucleotide messenger RNA. RefSeq names its product eukaryotic translation elongation factor 1 delta b (guanine nucleotide exchange protein) (gene eef1db). Gene Ontology annotation, molecular function: guanyl-nucleotide exchange factor activity; translation elongation factor activity. NCBI's taxonomy places the organism in Eukaryota, Metazoa, Chordata, Actinopteri, Beloniformes, Adrianichthyidae. Gene Ontology annotation, cellular component: cytosol; eukaryotic translation elongation factor 1 complex. The record is from RefSeq and is a predicted model, not a curated record. Gene Ontology annotation, biological process: translational elongation.
CCUCCUGUCUUUCUCCUCUUCCUUCUUCCCGUUGUCAGUCUUCGCUGGAGGAGCACGCGCUGAAGGCACCGGCCUAAAUCCCACACCGACCAGACGGCAAACAAAGCAAAAAAUGACUUCAGUAGACUUUCUGGCCAAGGAGAAGAUCUGGUUUGACAAACCUCGCUAUGAUGAGGCAGAGAGACGCUUCUAUGAGCAAAAGAACGGUGGUGCUGCACAGACGACGCAGGAUGUCGGUGCAAACGCCAUUCUCCAAGACAUUGCUCGGGCCAGAGAAAACAUCCAGAAAUCUUUAGCGGGGCUGAAGACUACACUGUGUAGCAGAGGGUCAGCCCAGUCCUCCUUGAACCAUCAGUCCCUGCUUAACGCCGCCAGCAACAACCCAGCCGAUCAAGGAGAACUCAUUUCUCGCAUCAAGAGCCUGGAGCUGGAGAACCGCAGUUUACACAAAGUGGUGGAUGACCUGCGGGCGGCGCUCUCCAGGCUGGAGUGUCGAGUUGCCGUUCUGGAAAAACCUCCUGCAUCCGUGACUGCGGCGCCGUUGCGGACCUGCACAAAUGGCUCUGCUGUGCAGCAGAAGAACAGCUGUCCUGUUAAAGAGGACGACGAGGACGACGACGACAUAGACCUGUUUGGUAGUGAUGAGGACGAAGAGGCGGAUAAACUCAAAGAACAGAGACUGAAAGAGUACGCAGAGAAGAAAGCCAAGAAGCCUGCUCUCAUCGCAAAGUCCUCAAUCUUACUGGAUGUUAAACCUUGGGACGAUGAAACGGACAUGGCCAAGCUGGAGGAGUGCGUGCGCUCGGUUCAGGCCGACGGCCUGUUAUGGGGAGCGUCCAAACUGGUUCCUGUGGGUUACGGUAUCAAGAAGCUGCAGAUCUCGUGCGUGGUGGAGGACGACAAAGUGGGAACUGACCUGCUGGAAGAAGAGAUCACCAAGUUUGAAGACUUUGUUCAGAGUGUUGAUGUAGCAGCUUUCAACAAGAUCUGAUCUGUGGACGUCCGUCUCGUUCCUCUGCUGAAUGUGUUGACGGUUUAAUAAAACAUUCUUGCACUGAA